AGACUUCAUUUUUGAUUAUCUAUUUAUAUAUCUGUCACUCAUCUUCCUAGCGCUUUCUUCCACAACUUCCCCAAGAGUAUAAACACAUAUCUUAUUCUCUUUUUCCUGCUGCGCUUUCAAUACGUAUUUCAGCCAGCAAUUUACAGCGCUCUUCCGCCUCAAUAUCAUUUAUUAUUAUUAUUGUUAUUACUAUUGUUAUCUUACGUAUUGUAGGCAAUAGCCCCCAAAACUGUUUCCCCCUACCCACUCGCUCGCUGCACUGCCCACUCUCUUCUCGUACGAGUGAAAAUGCCAGACACUUCGACCGUGUCAGCGGUGGCGCUGGUGUUGUUCGCGCUGUGGGUCUUCUACAACUACCUGGGGCCCAAGCCAGGGACCGAUGCGCCAGCCACAGCGCGAGCAGCAAAGACAGUGGACCGCCGUCGUCGAGCGAUGGGCGCGAAGACUCUCUCACAGGGGACGCGGCAGCCGAUAUGCGCGUGGCGGCGACGCACUACGGCCGGGAGUACCAGGACCGCGUGAAGGCGACGACGGCCGUGCCGAGGGCUGCGUCGAAGGCGCGCCCCUUCAUCGGCUUCUCGCUCGCCGACAACAUCGUGGACGGGGCGUUGGUGGUGGACGGCGUGUUCGUGGGCGGGCCGGCGGACCAGACCGGCGUGGACAUCGACCACGAGCUGGUGUCCAUCAACAACGAGCCGGCGACGAGCAUCGCGGAGGUGCGGCAGCUGGUGGAGAAGCACUGCCGGCCCGGGCAGGUGACCCGCAUGAAGCUGCGCAAGGAGGACGAGGGCUGCGAGUACGAGGUGAUGCUGUGGGUCAUGACGAGCGAUGAGAGGUACCGCGGCCGGCCCUACUUCUUCGACACGACGACGAACGAGGUGCGCCAGAGCGAGCGGCUGAAGCAGGCAUGGCGGCCGGGUGACUCGCCCGUGAAGUAG
Molecule: messenger RNA, 938 nt
Organism: Leptomonas pyrrhocoris
Lineage: Eukaryota; Euglenozoa; Kinetoplastea; Trypanosomatida; Trypanosomatidae
Exons: 1
Coding region: 474-938 (154 amino acids)
Molecular function (GO): protein binding
Source: RefSeq, a predicted model, not a curated record